Molecule: messenger RNA, 1665 nt
Organism: Acyrthosiphon pisum (pea aphid)
Lineage: Eukaryota; Metazoa; Arthropoda; Insecta; Hemiptera; Aphididae
Exons: 3
Coding region: 1-1665 (554 amino acids)
Source: RefSeq, a predicted model, not a curated record
AUGAUUGAUCAAAGUAUGUUAGAAGUAAUACCAAAUCAUUUACAGAAUCUUUCAACUAUUGAUAAUGCAUUAACUGAAAAAAUAUUUAGAACUGCAUAUUUUAUUGCCAAAAAUCAAAGACCAUAUACCGAUAUGUCCAAACUUGUAGACCUCUAUGUAAAUAAUGGUUUGGAAAUGGGUCGCAUUUUGCAUACUGACAAGGCUUGUAGUAACAUAAUAGACCUUAUAUCUUUAGAAAUGCGGAAAAAAAUUUGCAAAGAUAUAGUAGAGAACGGAAAAAAAUUAUGUAUAAUUGUGGAUGAAUCUACUACAGUCAGCAACAAAACUAUGCUGCCUCUAAUAGAUGAAUUAAAUUUUUUACAAGAAACUGGUAUUGAUUUAAGUACACCAGAUUAUAAAGGUAAAUUAUAUUUUGAGUUGGGGCUUAUUUUAGGUGACAACUUAGGAUUGCAUUCCAUCACAGGUUUUACUGAGAGCUUCUCCUCAAACUUUCCGUGUAGAAUGUGUACAAUGAGAAAAGAACAUAUGUGGGUUCAAUGUUAUGAAGAUCAGAGUUUAUUAAGACAUACUGAACAGUAUUAUGCUCAAUUAUUACAGAAUGAUGUGUCUGCUACUGGUGUAAAAGAAGAGUAUGUCAUGCAUGACAUGCUGGAAGGGUGUUCUAAGUAUAUUAUGAGUUUUAUUUUAAAAUACUAUAUUAAGGAAUUAAAGCUUUUUACGCUACAAGUAUUGUAUGACAGACUAUUUUGCUUUGACUAUGGACCUGAAAACAAUAAGCCGUGUGCACUAACUGAAGAUUAUAUUAAACAAGGAAAUAUUAGACAAUCUGCAUCCGAAAUAUUGACAUUAAUUAGGUACUUUGGGUUACUAUUUGGUGAUUUUGUACCCUCAGAAGAACCAGUUUGGGGUCUAAAUAUUGCUAUGCGGAGGGUUAUGGAUGUUAUAUUAUCAACAUCACUUGAAUUAGACAGUUGUUCAAUGCUUCAGACCUUAGUUGCUGAAAUGAAUGAUAUUUAUUUAAAGUAUAGUAAAAACCGUUUAAAAGCAAAAUUUCAUUUUUUAACACACUAUCACUCUUUUAUUAAAAAAUAUGGACCCGUAAUUCACCUAUGGUCUAUGAGAUAUAAAGCAAAACAUAAAGUAUCAACAAUUUCGGCCAGGUCUUCAUUCAAUAGGCAUAAUAUUUGCAAGACUUUGGCAGUCAAACACCAACUUAAGUUGAAUGAAACAUUUAUGAAUGGUAAAUUAUGUAAUAAAAUAAAAUUAGGACCUCAAACAGAAUUGGACUCUAUAAAACAGCAUCAAAUUCAAAAUAAACUAAAUCUGAAUAUAGAGGAAUCAUUAUUUCGAGUAAAUUGGGCUGAAGUGGGAGGAACUCGUUACAAACCUAAAACUAUAUUAACAUUAGACAUUUUAAAUGAUAAUAAUCCUCAAUUUGCGAUUGUAAACAAUGUUUUUCUUUAUGCGCAAGACAGGGUAAUUUUUGAGUGCAACAUUUUAACAACAAUCGGCUUUGAUGAACAUUAUUACUGUUAUGAAAUAACAUUACCAGAAACCAAUAAUAUUCAUUAUGUAUUUCAAGAUUCACUCCUUUCUCAUGUAACAAAUACUUUAAAUAUUGUAUCAAAUGGAACAAAAUAUAUAACUGUAAGAAGUCCUUUUUAA